AAAGAAAGGAAAUUAGGAUAAGGAUCAAGGCUGAUAUUUCUCUCCUCAGCCAUGUGUUUUGCUCUUCCUCAUCUUCUUCUUCUUCCCGACUCUUCCCCACCGAAGCUCCCCCUAAGCCACCGACUUCUUCCUCCUUUGAAAACUGGUAGAAGACUUGAAAUUUCUUCUUUCCUUCUUGUUCAAGAACUGAUUUGGGGCUUAGAAUCUUCCCUCUCAACCCAGAAAUCCCGGAUCUGCUCUGCUUCUUCCUCCCUUGUCCGUCGGGUUCUGCUGGGUUUGAAUCCUUCGGCUUUUUCUGCCGCGAGUUCCCCUGCAGAAUUUCUUCUUCUCUGCCGCCGGCUUCUCCCCCCUGCUAGGCUUGGUUUUGCUUGUUAAAUUCUGGUAUGUGACAGCCCUCCAACCCCGAAUUUGUCCGUUGAUUUGCUGCCUUGAAUCUUAAAUUUUCUGCCUUUGAUUUGCCCUUGUACUGUUCGGGAAUUUCUGUUGAAAUUGGGAAUGAAUUUUGGUAGCUUUAAGCUAUGUUUUUAAGUGUGGUUUAAGUAGAAAAUUAGCUUGAGUUGGCCUGUAGUGAUUUUUGGAGAAAACCCGUGAGAUUAUUUUGGAGGAUUGCAGUUACUGUUCAAGUCGUGGGUACUGUUCACGGGUACUGUUCACGGGUACUGUUCACACUUCGAGGGUCAAUAAUUAACGGGGAUUUAAAUGAUUAGUUUGUGAUAUAAGAAUGAAUGUGGAGAUGUCCGGUUAUGUGAAGAUUGAUAGAAAUAGCACCGUGAUUAGGGGUAGUCCCGAUGAUGAUUUUACUUUGAAUUUGUGGUAACGCGGUAUUAAUUGUGGAAUAUUGUGAUUAGGUUUUGAUCGUUUUGUCACCGUAGCGCUUGGGUUAGCCUUCGGUUCUGUGCGAGUGAGGUAAGUAAAUUAUGGUAAAGCCCUUCGAUUUCAAAGCAUGUUUUAAUUGUUUUUGAGAUGGUGGCAAGGUUUUAAUUGAUUUUAAAUUGAUUUUACCAGCACUUGAGUGUGAUUAAACUGAAAUGGAAGUUUUGAUGAUUUUAAUGAGAAUUUCAUGGUUUUUCUGGAAAUGAGCAUGAUUGAUUUGAAGGAAGAUUAUUAGUCUUUUGUAUUGAUCUGAGCACGCCUACUUGAAAUUUAAGUGAUUGUCCUGAUGAUUUGAAAGCGAUUGGUGAAUUAAGAUUUUUCUGUAAA
Messenger RNA from Rubroshorea leprosula, 1200 nucleotides. NCBI's taxonomy places the organism in Eukaryota, Viridiplantae, Streptophyta, Magnoliopsida, Malvales, Dipterocarpaceae. The record is from the annotation of a GenBank genome assembly.